Messenger RNA from Salvelinus namaycush (lake trout), 1396 nucleotides. RefSeq names its product endophilin-B2-like. Bases 104 to 1273 code for a protein of 389 amino acids. Gene Ontology annotation, cellular component: cytoplasm; membrane. The transcript is spliced from 11 exons. Gene Ontology annotation, biological process: membrane organization. Gene Ontology annotation, molecular function: protein binding. The record is from RefSeq and is a predicted model, not a curated record. Lineage: Eukaryota; Metazoa; Chordata; Actinopteri; Salmoniformes; Salmonidae.
CAGGAUGAUGUGUAGAUACCAGAGACAGUGACAGAUACCGCUGACUGAAUAACGUCUCCCUGGACAUAGCUAGAUGUGUGUUUAGCCAGAUACUUCCUACAUAAUGGAUUUCAACGUGAAGAAAUUAGCUUCGGAUGCUGGAGUGUUUUUCACACGAGCUGUACAGUUCACAGGGGAAAAGUUCGGACAGGUAGAGAAGACUGAGCUGGAUGCCCAUUUUGAGAAUCUGCUCAGCCGUGCCGAUUCCACAAAAAACUGGACAGAGAAAAUCUUCAGGCAGACAGAGGUUCUGCUGCAGCCAAACCCAAGUGCCAGGAUUGAGGAGUUCCUGUAUGAGAAGCUUGACAGAACGGUUCCAUCCAGACCAAAUAAUGGAGAACUACUGGGUCAUUACAUGCAGGAUGCGGCUAAAGAUUUUGGACCUGGAACUCCAUAUGGUAGCACCCUGAUCAAGGUAGGUGACUGUGAGAGGAGACUAGGCGGUGCACAGAGAGAGUUCCUACAGACCUCCGCUAUCAGCUUCCUUGCCCCACUCAGGAACUUUCUGGAAGGAGACUGGAGGACCAUCUCAAAAGAGAGGCGUCUCCUGGAGAACCGCAGACUGGACCUGGACUCCAGUAAAGCACGACUGAAGAAAGCCAAACUAGCGGAGUCCAAGGCCGCGGCUGUGCCUGAUUUUCAGGAGACCAGACCCAGGAAUUAUGUCCUCUCUGCCAGUGCAUCUGCGCUCUGGAGUGAGGAAGUGGACAAAGCAGCGCAUGAACUUCGAGUGGCCCAGACAGAGUUUGACAGACAGGCAGAGGUCACACGACUCCUGCUGGAGGGCAUCAGCAGUACACACGUGAACCACCUGCGCUGCCUGCAUGAGUUUGUGGAGGCACAGACAGCCUACUACAAGCAGUGUUACCUGCACAUGCAAGACCUGCAGAAAGAGCUGGGCAGGUUUCCCAACGCGUUUGCUGGUAACCCGGGUCUCUCCAUGGCCUCCGGUGGCUCCUCUCCCCAGGGGAAUGCCACCCUACCCCAGGACGCUGCCACCGCUGUGGAGACAGACACACUGAAAAUCGAAGAGGUACAGGCCCCCGCCACAGGCACACGCAAGGCCAAGGUCCUGUACGACUAUGACGCUGCCGACACCAGUGAGCUCUCCCUACUGGCUGACGAGCUAAUCACAGUUUACACAGUGCCAGGCAUGGACUCUGACUGGCUCGUUGGCGCGAGAGGGAACCAGAAAGGGAGAGUGCCUGUCACAUACCUGGAGCUGCUCAGCUAAAGAAACUACACUCAAAGAAAUACAUGGAGACACACACACACACACACACACUCACAUGCCUUCAAACAUGCAGACGUUGACGAAUUCAAACAAGCAAACACACCCACUGUACAUUCUGUACGC